UCUCUAAUGAAAAUGAGAAAUACGAAAGUCACGCAACUCAGUAAACAAAUUUUUAGGUCUAUCGAUAGGCGUACACCCACAACCCCAAUUCCAGCCGGCAAAUUCCGGAACGUAGUCUCUGCUAAAAACGUCUAUAUAGGGAAGCUGCCAGCCCGAUGGACAAGCGCGUCACAGUCCUGCUGCCCAAUGGUCGGCGGCAGAAUGUAAAUGUGACGGCGAACAUGACGCUGCUGGAGAUUUUGGAGACGGCCUGCUCCAAGCACGGCUUCGAUGCGGAGGAGCACUGCCUCAAAUUCCACAACAAGGUGGUCGGAUUGACGCAGCAGUUCCGUUUCAGUGGCCUGCCUAACAACUGUGUCCUUGAGAUGGAGCAAACGGAAAAGCGGCGCACACUGAGUAACGUUCUUGUCUGCGUCCAGCUGAACGACGGAUCCCGCCAGCAAGCAGACUUUUCGCCCAACGACACCAUUUGGCUGGUGGUCCAAAAGCUCUGCGAGUCUCAUGUCAAUGGCUACGAAAGCCCCGUCAUCGUCUACAUGCGCAGCGAGGUCAUAGGACAGGAGCAGAUGCGCCAGACCACGCUGAAGUCCCUUGGAAUCCUCGAGGGUCGCGCCAUGAUGCGUCUUAUCGACAAAAAACCCGAGGAGCUUAAGACCCAGGCAAAUGUGUACAAAGCUCCCGCUGUCAAGCCUCGGGUGGACAACGACGACCAACCCAGCACCUCCCGCUCGGCAAUGGCAGCUGGUGGCAGCGGAGGAGGCGGUGGGUUUGCCCUUACCAGCAACAUGAUCAAGAAUUUGAAACGCACGGCUCCUGAAGAAAAUGCCAGUGGGAGUGAACCAGCGAAGCCCACAGGUGAGGAAAAACAAGAGCAGCAGCCUCAGCCGGAAGCACCUAAAUACGACUGGGGUAGUGGUUCCGGAUACUCCAUGCACCACCCCCCGGAGCGAAAGCAGGCUGAAAACGAAGUCGAAGAGAAUCCAGGCAGGGCUCCCCCACUUGUGAGAGUAAUUGGGCCCCGUCAGGCUGUACUCUUCUCCUUGGACGAAUCCAAGAAAAACGCGGACGAUCUGCCGGACUCAUUUUUCGACUUGACCGUCAACGAUUUAAAGAUGGUGCUCCGCGAUUUAAAGCGUACUUCGACCGGAGAUGACGACGCUCCCUUGCUGACGGCAAAGCUGAGGGAGUUGGAGCGCCAAAAGACCAUGCUGGCUAAGCUUAACCAGUACAAAGACUGUGUGCUGCGCGUUCAGUUUCCCGAUCGCUUCGUGCUCCAGGGCAUCUUUAAGCCGCACGAGCCCCUUUCAAAGGUGGAGGAGUUUGUUCGGGAGUUUUUGGUCCAGCCAGGGGAGCAAUUCCAUCUCUUCACCAUUCCACCGAAGAAGGUGUUGCCCUCCGAUGAGACGCUCCUGGAGCUGAAUUUUGUCCCGAAUGCCAUCGUGCACUUUGGGUUUCUUAAGGACUCGCUCAAUGCGGUGAGCAAUCGAUUCGUGAAGGAGCAGUACAUGGAUCAGUUGACCUCCGAGGAGGGAGCGCAUUAUGCGGUGCAAAAAUACCGCCUUACCCGUGCAACGGCGGCGGGGUCUAGUUAAUAGAUACAUGGCUUUAAGCGAACAGUCUGCGUGAUAUUAAAUGAAUCCGCUUUA
Messenger RNA from Drosophila teissieri, 1646 nucleotides. RefSeq names its product tether containing UBX domain for GLUT4. Lineage: Eukaryota; Metazoa; Arthropoda; Insecta; Diptera; Drosophilidae. The transcript has 2 exons. The coding region runs from base 156 to 1592 and encodes 478 amino acids. Gene Ontology annotation, molecular function: protein binding. The record is from RefSeq and is a predicted model, not a curated record.